ACAUGAAGGCAGGAUGACCUCUUCUACUUCUGCAUAUAGUAGCUCCUCAGAUCUUUAAAUUCUGAGAAAGAAAUUUCAUCCGAGGCAGCACUGUGUCAUGGAAACCAAAACAGAUGACUUAACAAAACAUAAUAAAAUGCAAAAGACCCUAAGAAUCUGAAACUAAUGAUAUACCAUAUGUUAACUGAAUUUAAGAUUAGAAAAAACAUAAAAAAAGACCACAACAAUACAUUCAAAAAUCAUGCUAUGAUAAAAUGAAUCUAAUAUAAAACAAACCAAUGUAUACCCUAACUUUCUUAAACAUACAUAAAUAUGUGUCAAUACCUUGAAUCAAAGGAAAGAGUUUCUAAUAACUCACAGAAAAAUACACAUGUAAGCUGUUUGUAUCUUUGAAGCGUGAUUUCUCUCUCAUUUAUUAGAAUCCGGCUAGCCAUUAUGUUAUCAAUGUUUACAGUAACAUUAGGAUUAAGGUAAAAAUAUUUACCUUGCUAGUUUUCAUUCAUAAGCCCACACUUUUCAUUAAAUAUUCCCUAAAACGUAAAUACCUUAAAAUUUAAGCUGGAACAAUAAUUUUUAAAAGUUGUAGCAGUAUUAUACUAUGUUGUACACUGAAUAAUAUAACACUGUGUAUUAACUAUACUAGAAUUAAAAAGCUUAAUAAAAUUAAAAGUUUUAACAGUUUUAGCUGGAAUUCCAUAAGCAAGGACAUAUGUUAGGUUUCCUAUGUAUUGUAACUACCCUUUUCAUUUAUUUUUAAAAGAAAUUCAAUGUCCAUAAUACUUUUAAAUAGCACCAUUGAGAUUUAAUGCGCAUACCAUACAGUUUGCUCAUUUAAAAUGUACAAUUCAAUGGUUUUUAGCAUAUUCACAAUGUCUGUGAUAUUAUUCUAAGUUAAAUGUUGUGACCAAUGUAGAGAUCAUGAAAACCUACAGAAAAGAUGUAAGAUUCACUAGGCCUAACAAGAACACUGCAUUACUAGUCAGUUUUUCAUAAUUGGUUCUUCGCAGGAUCAAACGCUAUAUUAUAUAAAUUAUAUUUACUAUAACAUUAUUUUAAUAUAUUUCUAAUUCAUAUGUUUACUUAUAGUUCAGUCCUAGCUCUAUACUCUCCUGUCUUGAAAUGUGAAGUGAGACGAACGUUAAUCUAAAACAGAAGUAUUAUUAAAACCAGAGUAUACAAGUUGAUGAAUGCAUAUAUCCUAACUCUAAAUCCACUUAAACUAAAAGACAUGAUGCUUUAUGACGAAGCAUUUAGACUGUGUAACUCAGCAAUGCAACGUUUACAGUCCUCUUCCUCUUUGAAUUACAGCAGCAGCAGCAGCAGCAGCGCUGGUAUAUAAAAAACCAAAGCAGCAUCCACAUCCCCUUCACAUCCCUGAGGAGGUCUCUGAACAUCUCAAAGCACAUAAUCCCUCUAGGAUCUAAGCGCUAAAGUUGCAACCACAGUUUAAAAUAACUAAACCGUGGUUCCUGAUUUAGCUACACGAACUACUUUGUUACAAGUCUACACCAAGUUUUAAAGUGUAACUCAAUGAUUAACGCUAAGAAUUAAAAACAAAUAUUUGCCCUUCCUUCACAUGAGACCGAAGUGUAUUCUUCUCUCUUGUUCAUUUGGUUCUCCACUUAUACAUACUCAGUUUUGGCUAGAGAUAAAAUCUUCUGGACUUCCCAGAAGAACUAUGGGAAGAACACUCUCCCUGAAGAAAAGCUUGUACAUACGAAUACAGAACAGCCUCAUAAGGAAGCUGACUGCUUCAAAUCUUAAUCAUCAAAGUAUGAGAGUAAUAAAAGACCAACUGUCAAAACAGUUAUGAAGUGCUGUAUAUGACAGAUUUGGGUCUCUACUUAACUUGCAGCCAUAGAAUCAGCAUUUAUUGGCAGUCGCAAAGACAGGAAAGGGGCAGACUUCACCAUACCAACUUCUAAUAUUUCAAAUAAAUAAAAAUAGCAGUGGAAAAUUGUCCUUGUUCAUUUCUAUAAAAACUCAUCAAGAAUAUUCCUUCACCCACGGUCUAAUUUUACAGGGCCCAAUUAACACAGGGUAGAGAGACAUUGGUACGACGAAAGGCCAGUCCUUAAUCCAGCAACCCAAACCUGUCAGGCCUUUUCCCUGUUUAUGGGGAGAAAAGAGUGAAGAAUGGAUAAUAAUAUGGUUUAUAUAAAAGCUACAGGACCAAGUUCUUAUAGAACUAUCACAUGGUUAAGUGAGAACCAUUUUUCAUGUCGUAGUAGCCUUAAUUCAAAACGAUAUAUAUUUUUUCUCAACGUAGUAAUAUUAUCUCGUUUUCCAUACGCAGCAUAAAUUGUUAUUAAUAAGUCUCAGGAACAUAUCCACAAGCGGGGUUAGGAAGUGAGUACCACAUUGGUUCAUGUUUUCCUAUGCUUCCACCCUGCGAUGAAUCAUAGCUGUCAAUGACACAUCGUGAAAACAUGUACAAAUCUACCUUAUUCACAGCAAGAUACCACCCCAAAGUUCAGAACUCCCAAAGCCAGUCUGUAGAAUAAAAGUCCAAGUACUAGUAAUACACAGAAACCCUAACUCUUCCUCUACAAGUCGGCUUCUACUGUUGUACGCACACUUCUAGACGGAGCGAUUCACUGGUUUCAUUACGAAAGUAACACGGGUAUUUGCCAUUACUAGGUGGUACCAUUAGGUUCCUGUCGGCCUUGGGUACCCCCGCGUCCCAACCCGUUUGUUUGCCUCCUGUGUCCUACACCCCACGCCUGACUUCACAAGCGUCUUACGACUGGAACCUGCGGUCGCUCUCCAAGCCCUUUCCUCCUCUAAGAGGAGAUGACCCUGGGGAAGCUCGCUGGCUGGCCAUUUUCACACCACGUUUACAGCAAGCCUAACGGGAACAUCAUUUGUCUAAAAAUGAGCACAUUUCCUGUAAUCUGAAGCUGUGACAGCAACUCCUGGUUAAGAAAGAGUUAGGGACUGAGCAGGAAAAGAGGAGGAAACCAACUGCAUUCAUUUCCUCGCUGCAGAAGUAAGCGGUGCAGACAACUGCCCGGGGUAAAAACAACAUCAUCGAUAUCAUGACUCCUGCUGUCCGUGCAACUCUUCUAAAGAAGUUCCGACCCUCUCCUCCCGAAUCCACACCGGACUCGCGUUCACCCCAUACGGACGUUGCCAUCGGGCCUUCCGGGGGAGCCUCCUUGCUCAGUUCCACACGCAGCGCAGGCAUGACCGCGUCUGCGGAGGACGCAGCUCUAACUUCUCCCCCCACCGCUGUCAGACGGAAAGCCCGCCCGCCCCCUUCCCCGGGAAGCCGAGCGAGCGCCGACGGUCUCCAGGCCCGGGCAGGGGCGGCGGCACCGGGCGGCUCUGGCGCUGCGAGCAGAGCCCGCCGCCGCCUCCCAGGGCACAUUCCAGAGGCGCGAGUCACGGCCAGCGCGCCCAGAGGAAAAGCCCCGGCCCGGGCUGCGGGGCCGAAGCCGCGGCGCGCCUCCCAGCUGUGCGGUUCCGCGCGGGCCUGCGGCGGGGGCAGGGAAGGCGCCGUCCCCGGGGCGGGCGUGGGGGAGUCUGCGCGCCGGGACAGGGGGACACCUGACAGGGCUUCGUUCCCGGACGCCUCGAUCGUCUUCGGGAAGGCCGGGGACUUCGCGCGCUCUGUUCUUAAGCUCUCGCUUGGCGUGUGCACUUCGUGUCACCGAGUGCUUCCCUGCCGUGUCGCAGGGAUCCUGGAGUAACAACUUAGUGACGGUGACAGCUGCAGGGACAAGGCCUGGCGUCUUCGGGACAAAACGGUGACACUCCGCAGACUGCUGUGCAGAGUAAAAGCCGGUGAGGUGAAGAAGACUGCCAGCUGCAGACCCAGCUGCCAUCACGGCGCUGUUAGCAAAACAGAUGAGCAAAGACUGGAUUCCAGCGGGAGCUUUUUGGGUGGGGGAAGCAUUGGCAUGCAUUGAUGGCAUUGCCAACGUCUCAUUAACGGUUCAACUAGGCUUUAAGUUCCGUGAGGGCAACAACCGUGUUGUUUACUGUCAUAUCUCCAGGCUAGCCCCUGAAUGAAUAAACAAUACCUCCCUUCC
Molecule: messenger RNA, 4034 nt
Organism: Zalophus californianus (California sea lion)
Lineage: Eukaryota; Metazoa; Chordata; Mammalia; Carnivora; Otariidae
Exons: 2
Coding region: 3039-3692 (217 amino acids)
Source: RefSeq, a predicted model, not a curated record